ACGAGUGAAGAAAGAAAGGCGACAGCGCAUGUUGUUGUUGUCACUGGCUGGUGCAUUUGUUUGUCUGUCAUCUGAAAUCUAUCUGUAGUCACACAGCAGACGUCUCUCUGCCCAAAUGGAUCCGAGCACGACCAUUCUGCGGGUGAAGAGGAAGAGAGGCACCGAUCCGGCGGACGCGCUGCUUCUAGCCUGUAAGCGGAUCCGUCCGGAGGCCGCAGCGGUUCAGCCCAGUGAUGAGAGCGAACCAGAACCGCAGGAGCCCAAGAUAGAGAACUCUGUGUUCAAACUAGUGGCCACUGUGGCAUCACAGGAUGCUCCGGUACAGACACAUGUCCGUGAGGCACUGGCACGGCCACGUCUAGCCCACCAUGCCUUGCGUCCAUCACAAGGAAGCGCUCAGAGGAUCAUAGGUGACCUGCGUAGUGUCAAAUGGAGCACCAGGCGAGAGGAACGAUACCGGAUCCUCUCCAGUCAUCGGGCAGGACUGCCCACAGAGCCUGCUCCAGCCAGAGAAGGAGAGCAGACCAAUGACAGCCAAACUGAGAGCCAAACUGAGAGCCAUGACAGCUUGCCUUUGGGAGAAGUGCAAGUGUUUGAUAUUUUGCAUGAGGAUGAUGAUGUGAAGACGCCUGGCAAGACUGUGGUUUCUGAUCCCGAGACGGUUUUGUGUAACUCUGUGAAGAUGAUUCGGGAGAAACUGAGUGUGUCGGGAGACGGUCUCGGUACUGAACAUAGAGAGAAAGAGGAUGAUUAUGUGUACGACUUGUACUACCAGGAGACAGUCACACCAGGCUGGAUACAAGACAUUCUGUCUGUUAGACCCUACACACAAGAGGGAGAGCUGGUACCUGAUGAAGUGGCCUUGGAGGAAGAGGUGUAUGAAGAUGAGGAUGAUGAGAAUGCUGAGAGCAACUGGAGAAAUGACUACCCAGAUGAGGGCAGUGAGGGUGAAAGUGAUGCUGAAGAGCGUUUUGGAGGUUGCUGGAGUGAAGAGCACUCUUACAGCAGGAGGAGCUGGGAACACUACCAGCGGGACAUGAUGGAAGAGCUAGACCAUGACAACGAUGAUAAUGAGGAAAGAGAGUAUUCUGAUUCUGACUGAGUGCCUCUGUGUGUGUGGUCAUGAGCAUGAGAGAGGCCAUUUUUACAGAGUUGUAUUGAGUGAAGCUUGUAUGUUCUUCUGUCAAAAGUGAAUGUGUGUGGUAGCCCCAUGUGCGUAUAUUUGCGUGGGUUGCUUUGAAUCGUGUGUUAGUGAGAUGAGUGACUAUUUGCGACCGUUUGAUGUGAUGGCGAGAAAGUUGGUGUGAUGAUUUGAGUUUGUGUAAGCGUGGGGUGCUUUGUGUUGUUGAUUAUGUGUGUAGUGUUUGUAAGUUCCCCAUAUCCAAGGGGUGUAAAACAAAAUGCCUGUAAAUAUGUAGAUGUGUAUAAAAAAAAAUAAAGACUU
Molecule: messenger RNA, 1444 nt
Organism: Xyrauchen texanus (razorback sucker)
Lineage: Eukaryota; Metazoa; Chordata; Actinopteri; Cypriniformes; Catostomidae
Product: probable RNA polymerase II nuclear localization protein SLC7A6OS
Biological process (GO): developmental process
Source: RefSeq, a predicted model, not a curated record